Messenger RNA from Phytophthora nicotianae INRA-310, 414 nucleotides. RefSeq lists its product as hypothetical. The record is from RefSeq and is a predicted model, not a curated record. Lineage: Eukaryota; Oomycota; Peronosporomycetes; Peronosporales; Peronosporaceae. The coding region runs from base 1 to 414 and encodes 137 amino acids. The transcript has a single exon.
AUGAGUCUAGAGUUUCAACGGCGACUCAUGGAUCCUCAGCUUAACCCUGAUUUUCUUUUCGGCGUGGUUGCUGAAAGCGCCUUCCCGUGCGCUGAUGAGAUGACCGGGCGAAUUUUAACGCCUCUGAAGGAAGGCGAUCUGAACCGGUUGCUCCUUUCAGUUCGAGAGGUGGCAAAGUUGCUGUCGGCUGCUAUUAUUUCAAUCCACCAAGCUGCGGAGUGGGGAAUGGGAUCGAUUGAGAAGGUAUAUCAUCGCUUGCUCUUACCUCUUCCCUACAACCAAGAUCUUCGACAACGCAGACUCGAUAAUCUAUUUCGGCUAGCAAAUUAUCGAGUUCGAAGUGUAGGCAUCAGUGAGAUGCGGACGGCUUUUAUGUAUGGCCCCGAAGAUCGUCAGUUCGAAUGCGAACCAUGA